Molecule: messenger RNA, 1077 nt
Organism: Monoraphidium neglectum
Lineage: Eukaryota; Viridiplantae; Chlorophyta; Chlorophyceae; Sphaeropleales; Selenastraceae
Product: gamma-glutamyl hydrolase
Exons: 12
Coding region: 1-1077 (358 amino acids)
Biological process (GO): tetrahydrofolylpolyglutamate metabolic process
Cellular component (GO): vacuole
Molecular function (GO): gamma-glutamyl-peptidase activity
Source: RefSeq, a predicted model, not a curated record
AUGCGCAGCAGCACCGCAGCCAGUGGCUACAAGAACACCGAACCAAUCAUUGGCAUCCUUACACAGCCCUGUACCGAGUGCCCCGGCCGAUCGUACAUUGGAGCCAGCUAUGUGAAGUGGGUGGAGGCAGCUGGCGGCCGUGUCGCCCCCAUCAGGUUCUACGCGUCUGACGCGGAGCUGCACCGCCUGUUCAAGAGCGUCAACGGCCUCGUAUUCGCGGGCGGCCUGACAUGGCUGUGGCUGGACUCACCCUACGUGAUUGCGGCCCGCAAGCUGUUCAACUGGGCUGUGCAGGCCAAUGAGGCGGGCAACCCCUUCCCGAUCCACGGCACCUGCCUGGGCCACCAGCUGCUGCACAUCCUGGCGGCCAACGUGAGCCGCAACGACCUGCUGGUGGAGACGGACGCGGUGACGCAGCCCAGCACACUCAUCUUCACAGCGGCGGCCAACACCAGCCGCACCCUCAAGGACCUGCCGUCUGACCUGGUGGCCAAGCUGCAGGACGACAAGCUGAACAUCGCGAUGCAGAACCACGAGUACGGCAUCCCCCCGCACCACUACCAGCGCUGGCCGCUCCUGGGGGAGUGGUUCAACGUGCUCACCACCUCCAAGGAUCGCAAGGGGCUCGAGUACAUCUCAACGGUGGAGGCCAAGAAGUACCCCUUCACGGGCACCCAAUGGCACCCGGAGAAGCCAACAAGCGAGUUUGGGAUGAUCGAGGUCCCCCACACCCUGGAUGCCGUGCGUGUGGGGCAGCACUUUGCCAACCGCUUCGUUGACACAGCCAGGUACAGCAGCCACAAGCCCUCCAGCCCGGAGCAGGAGCUGGCAGUCCUCAUCUACUCCACGCCCCCCGUGUUCAGCGCACGCUUCGAGACAAUGGCUGAGGACAACUACGACGGCCCCUACGUGACCUACUACUUUGACCAGAAGACCAAGCCCCCGGUGGGGCCCGAGGACGACGAGCACGAGGGCGGCGGCGGCACCCCGGACCUGGCGUCUCGUGCGACCGCCAGCAGGAGCCGCAUGGCCGCGAGCCGCAGGGCCGCUGCCGCCCACCAGACCGUGCUGGCCUGA